CAGAGUAGGAAGUGCAGUUUGCGGUAACCGUGAAUUGAAAGUACGCCAUAAAUAUGGCGCCAAAAGAGUUUUCAAGCUCAUGAUAGGAGCCGAGUUGGUUCUCCGCUCUUGCUCCUGCGUGCGUUGCGUUUCUUGGGUGCGGGUGGAGGACGGCGGUGGUGGCAGCGGCGGCGGCGGGGGAAAGAGGAGGCUGCUGAGGCGAGAGCCGCCCGCGUGCGUUUGUGCUGAGCGGCGGCGCGCGGGCACAGCGGGGCAGGAGGAGGAGGAGGAGGAGGAGAGGAGGCAAAGUGGAGGAGCAAGUGGAGACGAGGAGAGCUGCGUUUGAUUUCUGAAGGAGGGACGUUGCGAAACUGGCUUGUAAUCUUUUCUGACUCAUCGUUUGCAUUUUUAUCAUCAUUUUUAGAGGUUAUUUAUUUAUUUUUCUGCACAGCUGGAGGUUGUUUUUGACUGUUUCCCCUCUUAUUUAUUUUUGUGUGGAAAUGCGACAUGCUUUCCUGUGAGCCGUGCGCGGUGCGCACCUCACAGCCUGCCACACCGUGAGGAGGAGGAGCACCGGUGUCUGCUCCGGACUUGUGCGGCACUGAUCCUCCGCCACUUUUUGGAGGUUUAUUUUCGGAUUUUGGACCCGGUCUUUCGCAGGGCUCACGCGCUGUCAGCGCGCGCGCGCCGUGAGGGGCGGGGAAGGCAGGGGAAGGGACGGUCCUGUCACCCCCGUGCGCUUCAAGUGUCGGGGGGGUGGGGGGUUUAGCAGCGCUGCUAGCAGCCUGCCAGGGCACCGAGUGGGCAAACGGGAUUCUGUUUACCUUCAUGUGCCCCGCUCCCGAUGAUCUCCUAACCUCGCCGUCCGCCACCAAGGACGUCCGUGUUCCGCGCGCUGACCGCCAUCAAGAUGGAGAGCGAAAAGAAGAGGAGGAAAUACUCCACGAGCAGCAACGACUCUGACACCACUGACAGUCCAGUGACGUCGUGGUCCAGGUUGUCCAAGAGUGCAGUCACCAGCAGCACAUGGGUCCACCACCAGCACAAGAAACCAUCAGAGGUGUUUCGUACAGACUUCAUCACGGCCAUGAAGCUGCCAGACUCUGCCCAGCUCGGCCCAGACGAUUUCUACGUGCUCUCCGACCCCUGGAGACAGGAGUGGGAGAAGGGCGUGCAGGUCCCGGCAAACCAGGAGGCCAUACCAGAACCUGUGGUCAGGUGUCUGCCGGCAUCCUCAGGUGAACUGUCUAACAACGGACGGCAAAAGGACAGAGAGUCUCAUCUUUCCCGCUCUCAGCCGUACACCUGCUACGACCUGGAUGACCUUGAUGUUGCCUGGCUGCAGCUGGUCAACCAGGAGUUUAGACAGAUGGCCUUACCGGAGCUGGACGAGCUCACCAUGGAGUGCGUCCUGGUGGAGAUGGAGAGUGUGUGCCAGGAGAAGAUGCAGCAGGCCAUCGAGACAGAAGAAGGCCUGGGCAUCGAGUACGACGAGGACGUGGUUUGCGACGUGUGUCGCUCGCCGGAGGGGGAGGACGGAAAUGAGAUGGUCUUCUGCGACAAGUGCAACGUCUGCGUCCAUCAGGCGUGCUACGGCAUCCUGAAGGUACCACAGGGGAACUGGCUGUGUCGGACUUGCGCUCUGGGGGUCCAACCAAAAUGUCUGCUUUGUCCCAAGAGAGGGGGGGCCCUCAAACCCACCCGCAGUGGAACCAAGUGGGUCCACGUCAGCUGUGCCUUAUGGAUCCCUGAGGUGAGCAUAGGCUGCCCGGAGAAGAUGGAGCCCAUUACCAAGGUGUCCCACAUCCCUGCCAGCCGCUGGGCUCUGUCCUGCAGUUUGUGUCGAGAACACACAGGAACCUGCAUCCAGUGCUCCAUGCCCUCUUGCAUUGUGGCCUUCCAUGUGACGUGUGCUUUUGACCACGGGCUGGAGAUGAAGACCAUCCUGGCCGAGAACGACGAGGUGCGCUUCAAGUCCUUUUGCCUGGAGCACAGCUCCGGCUCAUCCGUCGUCAGCAACGGCGACUGCGUCAACGGACCGCACGCCGCGGCCAGACCCAACACCCGGCACGGCGCCGGUGACGGUCUGCUCACGGACCAGACGCGGAACCCGAAUGGAAGUGGCGACCUGGAGCAGAGGUCGACACCCUAUUUGGUGUCUGCGUCUGAACGAGCCGAACGCGACCAGCUGGAGAGGGAGAAAGUGAGCCAGAGGAAGCAGAAGCUCCAGGAGCUGGAGGAUGAGUUUUACCAAUUCGUGGACCCGGGAGAGGUGGCGGAAAACCUGGGACUACCCAUCCCACAGGUGGACUUCCUGUAUCAGUUCUGGAAGUUAAAGAGAAAGGCGAACUUCAACCGACCUCUGGUGACUUUAAAGAGGGAUGAAGUGGACAACCUGGCCCAGCAGGAGCAGGACGUCCUCUACAGGAGACUCAAACUCUUCACUCACCUGCGACAGGAUCUGGAGAGGGUGCGUAACCUGUGCUACAUGGUGACACGGAGGGAGAAAAUGAAGCACAGUCUGUGCGACCUCCAGGAGAAGAUCUUCCAUCUGCAGAUACAACUUCUGGAGGAGGAAAUGGCUGGAGAGAACGAGAAAACCCAGAAAGGAGAAAAGAGGAAGCUGAAUGGAGUGAAGGAGAAAGGGAAGGACAGAAGGAAGAGUAGUCCUGAGAAGACAAAGGACAGAAGGAAGAGUAGUCCUGAGAAGACAAAGGACAGGUGGAAGUCAGAGAAGGGCUCUCUGCUGAAGGAGCUAGGUUUGUCAAAGUCCUUCCCGUUGGACAACUCUUUGUUCGACAGUUGGCUGGCCCAGUCGGUUCACAUCACGGCUGACAACAUGCUGAGCCAGUGGGCUCUGGGGGCGCAGCAUCGCGACAAAAGCGGCAGCCUGCUCUCUGACCAGCUCCUGCAGGGUGAGGAGAGCCUGCUAAACCUGAUGAUGGAGAACUCUGUCCAGUCCACCUGGAAGACCCCACAGCUGGGCCGCAAGUCGAGAGGGAGCAGCAGGUCUCGCUCUCGAGGGCCGAGCACCACUCCCCCCCAGCCUCAGACGCUCCUUUCUGCUGCAGCUGCUUCCUCCGCCUGCAGCCCCUCCACCGCCACCAGCCUCUGGACGAGUGCCGCCGAGUCCUGUAACGCCGGCCGCAAAGGUGAAAGGUCCAGGGGCCCCGCCAAGGGCCUGCACCACCACGCUCAUCACCACCGGACCAGGAGCUCUGACCUUCACCGCGACCCGCCGCCACAGCCGCCCAUCUCCAAAAUGGACUCCUGCCACAUCUCGGAUGACCGCGGUCCGUGGCCGAGCGUCAAAGUGGGGAACGGGGUCGCAUCGGGCGUUGGGUCUGGUUUUAUGGCCACCUCAUCGCCCCUCUCCGCCUCCAGUCCCGGAACCACAGUGCCCGACUCCAUACUUGCCGGUGGUCUCACACGGUCCCGCUUGACCCGCAAAUCAAGAGGGAGGGGAAGCGUGGGCGGGCCGGAGUGCAUGGACCUGUCUCUGGCGGGAAAGGAAAUGUCUCUGUUAGACGCUGCUGAGACUGACGGCUACUUCUCUGACGGCGAGCAGAGCGAUUCGGACUUGCGCUCCGGCGCUCUCCGGCUGCCACAGUUGCACUCUGGAAACGACGACCUGCUGAGGAGGAGCGUGCUGGCCUCUUAAAGAACAUGGAGGCAGCCGUGGUGGGAGGGGCCUACUCAACCAAAUUCCUGUUACAUCCAUAGGUGGAGAAUGUCUUCAGCUCUUGUCCUGCUUUUUUUUAAUUUAGAGGGGAAUUGAAUGUAGCUGUUGUUUAGUAAGGCGGCUUCACUGGGCCUCAGCUACCUGUUAGCUCAUCAUAGGACAAAACAGUCGAUACUUUUGGGUUUUUUUGUUUUGUAUAUUUCAGAACAGUUUUGUUUCUGGGUGUCCAAGUGCCCAGCUUCGGCCUCGUGUCUGUGGUAUCUGCCAGACUUGAGAACACUUUGGGGCAUUAUUAUUAUUACUCAAGCUGGUUUCAGGGUAUGCUCGAUUCCUGGUCUCGGUGGCCUGAGUUGCAUCCAACGAGUCCUCGUUUUUCUUGAAAAAAGUUCGGUAGAACGACUCUUACACACCAGAACGGCUCUGAAUACGUGCAGAAAGUUACACGGGAAAACAUGUAUUCAGCCUUGAAAAGCACAAAGAGCUGCAUUGUACGCACUCCGGUGAAGCCUCAUUCAGGGUUGGGGUCAAAUUUCUUUGGAUUGACUAGUUGCAAAACCGAAGCCUUUAUUCUCCGAUCUGUUUUAUGUACAGCUUUUGUGGGUUUUUUUAAUUGGCAAAGAGAUUGCCCCCAGCCCUGAUGCUCCUUCAGACUGUCACACAGCAACACAAACACAGACUCACACCUAAACGACUACAAGGAAAUCCCAUAGCUCACAUCUCAGCCGUUGUAUAGAUCUUUGAUGUGAUCUUCGUUAGCUGCUGUCGAGUUCUUCCUAAUUGGUAUUUUGACAAACCCCCUUAAUCUUUAAAAGAAUCGCAGAAACUUUGUGCCUUCUGUCGCUCGCCCUAUGGUACUUUAUCCCCGCACCCAAAGUUCUAAAAAAAUCAGCCAAUCACUAAGUCAAUCAAUCAGUUGUUUCCUAAACGAGAAAACUAUCAAUCAGUCGUUUUUUAUUAAUCGGCUUAAUAACAAUCAUAGCGAACGGAACGCCCACCGCACUGAUUACUGCACGUAACCGCACCGGGCUCCUUGUCACCUUAAAAUAGUGCCUAAAAAUGAUGUAAAUGCAACGUUUGACAUUUAUCAGCAGAUAUUGUGUGCAGCACUUUGGCAAAAGCAGAGCCGCCCCCCAACAAUCAGCAGCGCUGCCUUCUGCUCCGAGGGAGGAGGAGUUUGCUGCUAAAAAAUGUUUUUAAUCGACCACACAAACGUGUUUUUUAUCGCAUAAAAGCUCCUAUUUGUGUUUAUUUAUUCCCCCCUGUUAAGAGUUCACAAUUGUAGCCUUUAAAGUUGUAUUUUGCCAGAAAUAUUCCAGAUUAAAUUAAAUCGAAUGAGCAGCUUCAGAGGCCUGCGCUCACCACUCCUUAAACUCAAUCCUCGUUUGUUAAGAAAAUCUUCAAUCCUUUUCUUUUGUUUGUUAUCUAAGAGUCGUAUUUUGUACUUAAAGCAGUUUGUGGUUUUCUCAGGGGUACAAAAACAUUUAAGACAAAAAAAAUAAAUAAAAGUGAAGCAAAUAUGGAUAACGUAAGACAAAAUUUACAUUUUAUAUCAUAUGCAGCGUAUAUAAAUAUAUAUAUAAAUAUAAAGUGAUAUGUGUAUGUCUAGAAACCUACAUAUUUGGCAGGCUUCAUUGUUUGAUGACUACUACUGGGCAUGAUUCUGGUGCGGUCGGCCCAGGUUCAACAGCCGAUUAAAGUUAGUAGCUGUGUGUUCACGUACGACUUUGAAACCAGGCUAGGUGAACGAAACGGAGGCAGGAGUUUUCACGAGCGCGCCAAAGAAUGCACCUAAAAAACAGCCCGUUUAAAGAUGAUUUAUCAGGAAAUGAAAUAAACCCAGCUUAAGGUGUAGUUCUAGACUUAAAUAUCCCCCCGAUGAACACACAGCACAGCUCCUUUUUCUCACAGCAGAGCUGGUACAACAGGGUUAUAGCGCUCACUCGUUUUUUAUGGUCCUGAAACAUCAGGAAGCAGGAGAGUCUGAUCACAGGUGCAUCUGUCCUCUUUGUCCUUCAGGUGUCAUAGUAGAACCCCUACGUUUACGAUCUACCAUAGCAACACACACAAUAAACUUCAAGAGAAUCCGAGAGAUGAAGUGUCAUGGCUGCCCACGAAACGUGGUUGUUGGCGUUCACGUGUUGCUUUGACAGACAAAUGUAAUAAUGGUUUCAAUAAUCAAUGUUCAGAGUAGCCUGACGUGGUAGACAGUGGUUUAUAGAUGAGGCCUCUCAUGUACGGCCUUAACAUGUAGUAGCAAAUGCUUCAGGCUGCACAGCAGAGAAGACGAACCGUCACACUCUCCUCUUCAGAAGAUUUCAUUUCUUUAUUCUCCAUCAUCAACACACCAGAGUCGACGUUCUUCAUGAUGCUGUGCAGCCUUAGCAAACACAAACUGGUUAUUCUAUAUUUACAGUGUGGCUUCAAUGCCCUCUCUAUGCUUUGUAGACUGUAGACUUUUGCAGGUUCGGAUUUUUUUAUCAAUAUCCAGUAGAGUAAACGCGCUCCUCUGGUUGGUUGGUUGGGUUGGUGGUGUGGGGGCUGGCUUCCAACCUACAAUGUGCUCUGAUGAUCUCUGGGUUUUGCAGCUGCCGGUUACAUUUAAAGUUUGUUUUUUUAUCCAUUUUUGAAUCCGGUUUUUUUUUUAAAUGAAGGACCAACAGUCCAUAAGUCAUUCCUGAUUGACCAUUCAAACUUCUUUAUCUAUGGCACUUUGUCCUGAUCAAGGUUACAGGAGUUGCUGGGGCCUAUCCCAACAGUUUUUAAGGACGGCUGAACUCCUCCUGAACAAUGACAGGCUAAAACAACCACAGUUACUCAUCACAACAGACACAAAAUGGAUAAAAUAAAGACCCAGCCUGUCCAACA
Molecule: messenger RNA, 6526 nt
Organism: Oryzias melastigma (Indian medaka)
Lineage: Eukaryota; Metazoa; Chordata; Actinopteri; Beloniformes; Adrianichthyidae
Gene: jade2
Product: jade family PHD finger 2
Exons: 14
Coding region: 890-3640 (916 amino acids)
Biological process (GO): regulation of transcription by RNA polymerase II
Cellular component (GO): histone acetyltransferase complex
Source: RefSeq, a predicted model, not a curated record